UUAUAACGGCAUUAGGGAACUUGAAGGCGCCCAGUGAUGACGUACACAGCCGGGUAAGCACAGUGAGAAACAUGGCUGCCUCCAUAUCGGAGCAGCUCGCAGAGUUGUUAAACCCGCUGCCGAAUUUUACAGACCCCGAAGACGACCAGAAUGAAGAGACUAAAGCCAGAGUCAUUGACAAGUUUGAUGAAGGAGGUGAUGAUGACGAUGACGAUGAUCUGCGGGUCAGUGGAUUGAGGAAGAGAUCAGCGGCUUUGCUGGUAGAUUCAGAUAAACGCUAUCGUGGCAAAGUGACGUCACGCAAGGAGCUUCAGCAGGAGUUUGAUGGAUCAGCUGAUGAUGAGGAGGAGGAGGACGAUCAAGAUGAGGAUGAAGACAGCGAAAGCGGACAGCGUGAUCAGGUUAUGGAAGACGUCGGCGAGGAGAACGGAGAUGAAGACGACGACGGCGACGACGACAUCAGCGACGACGGCGGUUCACAGCUGUCCAGCUUGGUGUCGAAGAUGAAGGGAGCCGACCUGAGCUUCCCUAAAGAGACAGACUUCCGUAAACUCACAGAAGGCAUGGACGACCUGGGAGAGAGCGAGGACGAGGAAGAAGGGGAAAGCGACGACGAAGGAGAAAGCGAGGAGGACGAUGAGGAGGAUGACGGUGAUGAUAGUGACGAGGACAUAGAGGGAGGUGUGAUGACCUUCUCGAAGGAGAAGGUGGAUGAAGAGGUGGAGAAAGGCAGAGCAGUGAAGAAUCAGCUCGCUCUUUGGGACCUGAUGCUCGAAGGACGAAUUAAAAUGCAGAAAGCCCUGGUGACGGCCAAUCAGCUUCCUCAGCCCAACACCUUCCCGGAGUUCAAGGGCAAAGGCGGGGCAGAGUACACUGGAGCUCUGAAGAAUAGCCACAAAGCUCUGAAGGCUCUACAGAGAUCUUUAUUAGAGCUUCAGGACCUGCUGCUGUAUCAGAACCCGGAGACCAGAGGCAUCUCGCAGGGGAAGACCUGGGCACGAGACAGCAGCAAGUCGGAGGAAGAUGAAGAGGACGACGUGGAUAGUGACGAGGGUGAAAACGAGGUGGAAGGCGAUGAGGGAGAAAAGUGGCCCAGAAGUGGAACCGGACCCUCCAAGCGGAAACUGGAGACGACGCAGUACCCCGACUUCAUGGCAAAGCGCUUCGCCGCCUUCCAGCCGUACCGCGACGCCACGCUGCAGAAAUGGUACGACAAGACGCGGCUCACCACAGGCAAGAACAACAAGGGCUUCGGAGCGUUUGAGCGGAACAUCCUGACUCAGGUAGAGCAGGUGCUGAUGGAUAAGGAGCGCUUGCUGAAGCGUACACAGACACGCAGGUCUGACUACAGAGUGCUGGGCAAACCGGAGCUCAGUCACGUCACCACACAGUCCAACAGCACCGAGCCUGAGGCAGUUGAACCGGUGAUCAAAGCUAAUGCACAUCUCAAAGAUCUGGACCAGGAGAUCUUCGACGAUGAUGACUUUUAUCACCAGCUUCUUCGAGAGUUGAUCGAGCGUAAAACAAGUGCAGCUGAUCCUAAUGACCAGGUGGCCAUGGGCAGGCAGUGGCUGGCUAUCCAGAAGCUCCGCAGUAAGAUUAAGAAGAAAGUGGACACGAAGGCGAGUAAAGGCAGGAAAGUCAGAUUCCAUGUGCACAGUAAGCUGGUGAAUUUUAUGGCUCCUAUUGACCACAGUUCCAUGAGUGAUGAAGCUCGGUCCGAGCUGUACCGAUCUCUGUUUGGAUCCCAGACGCUUCAGUGACGCUGCUGAUGGAGGAACAGGAACAUACACACACGCACACACACACACACACAGAGUGAUCUGACUGAUGUGAAUUUUGGGACCCACAGUAAACAAUUGUUUGUAUUUUAUUUUCUUUUAAGCUUUUUUGUUUUAUUGGAAAUAAUUACAGAAAUUAGACUUUUUCUGAUCUGUGUUUGAUAUAAAGUGACUCUCUCUCUCUCAUAUUGUGUAGAAUAAAUAGAGAGAGAGAACAUUUGGUACAUUUAGAGACCCCAUGCUAUUAAAAAAAAUAAAAAUCUGAAUUCAGUUCAACAAUAAAAAAAAGGUUUUAUUCCC
Molecule: messenger RNA, 2081 nt
Organism: Tachysurus fulvidraco (yellow catfish)
Lineage: Eukaryota; Metazoa; Chordata; Actinopteri; Siluriformes; Bagridae
Gene: aatf
Product: apoptosis antagonizing transcription factor
Exons: 12
Coding region: 72-1763 (563 amino acids)
Biological process (GO): regulation of transcription by RNA polymerase II
Cellular component (GO): nucleus; nucleolus
Source: RefSeq, a predicted model, not a curated record